AUGACCAUGGACGACUCAUCACAUCAACAUCACUUUCUCGAAGGCAAAACCAUCAUCAUCGCUGGCGGUGGUGUUUCUGGUUCAGCAUUCGCUGUUGGACUACGCAAAUUAUGGAAUCCCCAGUUCAAAGAGCCCAAGAUCAUCAUCUACGACCGCGACUCGCCCGACGUAAGCGCUCAACGUGAAGGCUACACAUUAUCUCUUACCGGAUACGACCCCUCGGGAGGUCUCAUUGCCCUAAAGAGACUCGGUCUUAUUGACCAAAUUGUAGACAAUGCUGUGUCUGGGCUCAAUGGAGAGGGAGCAUUCAAAAUCUGGGGACCUAAUUGGCAUGAACACGCAAGCUUCCGCCACGAGCCAAUCGAAGAGCUGCCAUCUUCCAGCGUUAGGAUAGCACGCAAGGAUCUUCGGAAGGUCCUCCACGAUAAUCUCCCGCCGGAAGACUCGGUACAGUGGAACUCACGCUGCAUCUCAGCCAGGCAAACGGACCAAGGACGAUUGCGGGUUCAAGUCGCGAGCGGACAACCGGGCAAUGAGACGAUCACCGAGGAAGAGUGUGACCUGCUUAUUGCCGCUGAUGGAGCGAAUAGCAAACUCCGAGGAUACCUUAGACCCGGUGACAACCUUGAAUUUGCCGGUGCAAUUCUCCGAGGUGGUAUUGCUCGAUUUGACGGAACUCCUCCAGCGCCCAUCGACAAAGACUGGGGGUUUAUGCUUUCAGGAACCGGGAUUUCUUGCUUCUUUUCCCCAGUCGACAAGAACAGCGUUGUCUGGGGCGUUGGUAAUCUCGAAAACGACGAAAUCCCUAGACUAGAUCUCAAGAACGACGAAAUGGUGCAAGGAGUUAUAAAUCGCAGUCUCGAUCUUGGGAACAAGUUCCAGGAUCCUUUCAGGGACAUUGUGGAAAGGACUGAUACAAAGACCGUGUUUGCCAUCAACGCAAAGGACAAGAAGGCUUUCACCCAUGACGAUAUUGAAAAGAUGGGCGUUAUUUUUAUUGGCGAUGCUAACCAUGCUGUGACACCCUUUGCUGGGUGUGGAGCGAACCUGGCGUUAUGCGAUGCGUGGGAUCUGGCAGAGGCUUUAUGUAUGAACGGUUCAUUAGGGGAGGGCAUAUCAGUGUAUGAUGGACGGUCUGAACCGCGGGCGAGAGGGAUCCUGGAGCGAGCACGUGAGAAGUUAAAGUCAGGGCAUAAGGGGAGAUUGUAG
Molecule: messenger RNA, 1209 nt
Organism: Fusarium proliferatum ET1
Lineage: Eukaryota; Fungi; Ascomycota; Sordariomycetes; Hypocreales; Nectriaceae
Exons: 1
Coding region: 1-1209 (402 amino acids)
Molecular function (GO): FAD binding
Source: RefSeq, a predicted model, not a curated record